UUUCAAAAUCUUAUCGUACAUUCUGACAAUUGGAAACAGCUAUUGCAGUUAUCGAGGAACGAGGCAUUUCGAGGCGUUGCGGUUAUAAUGGGAAAAUUGAAUUUAUCCGUUAAAAUAUAGCCUGGCUGGUCGAUGAAAAUGACGACGAUUAAAAAAAGAAAAAAAAAGAGAAGAAAAGAAAGCAGCCAGACAGGGAAGGAGGAGGCGGCGGCAGCACCGCGUAAAUCCCGAAUCGGACAAUUUAUAACGCUCCUCCUCUUUGUCCCAAACUUCCCCUGGUAUCAGUACUACGAACUUUCGUCGCAGCGAUAUACAUAUCUACACCAUGUACCAAGGGACAGUCACGCGAGAUGUAGGAAGCAUCGUGGCCGAAGGCAAAAACGAGAAAAAAGAAAUGGCAGCGGAUACGGGGACACAGGUUAUCGAUUCAACAAACCAAGGAAACCAGCGCGUGAAUCCGCCACUAGUGUCGUCCAGUCGGCGAGAAAUCGAGCCUCGUGUGGACCAGUUUGGGACAAGUCAGACCCUGAUCUCGAGAUAUGUCCGACGCCGAGGGAACUGAGCGAAGACAGCGAUACAGAAGGAGGGCUGGGAAACGUGAACAAGAUGAUCAUCCGUCCACCAGGUCACAGUGGGAAAGCAAAGAAAGGUCACAUCUGCUUCGAUGCCUCGUUCGAAACUGGCAACCUGGGCAGAGUGGAUCUUAUCUCCGAAUUCGAGUAUGAUCUGUUCAUCCGACCUGACACGUGCAAUCCACGGCUCCGUCUGUGGUUCAACUUCACCGUGGAUAACGUGAAGGCGGAUCAACGAGUGGUGUUCAACAUAGUCAACAUAUCCAAAAGCGCGAAUCUAUUUCGGAAUGGACUGACGCCGUUGGUAAAGAGCAGCAGCAGGCCAAAGUGGCAAAGGAUUCCAAGAGAGCAAGUGUUUUACUACAAAUCGGCGCAGCACCAAAAUCAUUACAUCCUCAGCUUCGCGUUUUCCUUCGACCGUGAAGAAGACGUUUACCAGUUUGCCUUGACGUAUCCUUACUCGUACAGCCGCUACCUGGCACAUCUGGACAACCUUUGUACCAGAUUAACGUGCACCAAGAGAGAAACCUUAGCCACGUCGAUACAAAAGAGGAACAUCGAAUUGGUCACUAUAACUUCGAAUCUGGAAGACGUUCAAGAUCGCGCGAGAAGGGUGGUCGUCGUUCUUGCUAGGAUACACCCAGGCGAGUCACCCUCUUCCUUCGUUUGCCAAGGGCUAAUGGACUUUCUGGUCAGUUCCCAUCCCAUCGCCCAAGUGUUGAGGAGUUACGUCGUUUUCAAGAUAGUGCCGAUGCUAAACCCUGACGGCGUUUUUCUUGGCAAUUACAGAUCCACACUGAUGGGAGCAGAUUUGAAUCGUUCGUGGAACAAGAUCUCCGAAUGGCUUCAUCCUGCUCUGGUAGCGAUAAAACCGAUGCUGAAGAACCUCGACAAGAGUUCCCAUACGCCGUUAGACUGUGUACUUGAUUUGCAUGCUCACACCAAUGCUACAGGAUUCUUCGUUUAUGGGAACACGUACGACGACGUGUACAGGUACGAGAGACACAUCGUGUUACCAAAGUUGUUGGCGCAACACGCCGAAGACUAUGAAAUAGGGAACACGAUGUACAAUCAGGAUCCUCACAAGGCUGGUACCGCGCGUCGUUAUCUGUGCUCCAUUCUCAAGGAACAAGUGAACUGCUACAGCAUCGAAGUGUCGAUGUACGGAUAUAAUAGGAAAUCAAUGCCUGGAGUAUUCCCGUACACCGAGGAAGGAUAUUACAGAUUAGGCCGCAAUCUGGCCCGUGUCUUCCUAGAAUAUUACAAAUUAAUGGGCAUUAUCCCCGCUGGUCUUCCUGAUCAACCAUCCACCAAACGAACGCGACAGUCGCGACCGAGAGACCGAGUUCUUCGAGAACCUAGACCGAAGACCUCCCGGAAACCCGCCCCUAUACAUCUGGCCAGUAUUCACGAGUACUUUCAAGAGGAGACAGAGAUGGCCGCGAACGGUAGUUACCGAUCGAUGAGCGGCACGCGAAUGAGCCAGCUUGGGACCGGAACUGGAAGUGGAACGGGCGUCGGCGGGUGCAGGAACCGGAGCUACAGGUUCCGGAGCCCCGGGGCACCGCUCGACAGGGUGCAGGCCCUGUCCAGACAUCCCGCCGAGCCGAGGCUCACCAUUAUCGAUUUCAAUCAGCUGACAAGGGGCGGUUUGGAACUGGCUACCAGCAAGAACAGGGCAAAGGUCGCUCGAAAAGCCACGAAGUCGAACAGA
Molecule: messenger RNA, 2286 nt
Organism: Heterotrigona itama
Lineage: Eukaryota; Metazoa; Arthropoda; Insecta; Hymenoptera; Apidae
Source: the annotation of a GenBank genome assembly